UUCCGUUUAACAAGUUCACAACUGGGCAAGUACCAUCGAGCAGCAUCUUGCACUAUAGCCAAUGGGAGUUCACAGGUAGACCCAAAUAUGGACAGUAACGCAGAGGCAGGUCCCUCCACACUGCGUCCACAUCGAUCAUCGCCGCCCUCGACACCGACACCUUUAACGCCUACGUCUGUUAGAGCGAAACGACGUUCAUGGUUCGGCUUGGCUUCUCCAGUGAUCCCACUUUCGAAAGAAAAGGCAAAAGAUAAGCGCCGUGGAAGUUCUAACGGCACUGAGGAAUUAGAGCUCGGCCCAGUAUCGAACGGGCGGGACAAUGAGACCGUGAAAGGAGGUAGACGAGAGGAUGCGCACGAGGAAGAGCUGAGAGAGAGAACAGGGCACGAAGGCGACGAUUUGCUAACGAUUGAUGGGGAUCUGGAAAAGACUGUUAAAAAGAAAAAGCGAAAGUCUGGUGGUGCCGACGAGCCCCUGGUACUGAGGAUGGAAGAUUUGGGUCAUAAAACACCUGCGAGAACGAUGUCUGAAAAGACGUUAACGGUAAACGAUGUGAUGAAAACACCACAUGCGUUAACUACAUGGACUUUCUCUCGCACGGCGAGCGACCGCGAUCCUUUCAGCACCCCUGAUCUACCGUCAAAUCCAGGACCCGACAGCUCACUUUUCAACAAACUUGAGGAGGAGCUUCUCCUCAACCCAGCACCAAGAUCCUCAUCCCUAAAUUCGGUACCAUCUCCAAUUACCUCUUCCCAUAGAGAUAAAACUCAACCCCCUUUACCUGUCGGCAUGGACAGACCGUUGCCGCCGUUGCCGCCCCCAACACCUGAUAGUAAGGGAUUGAAAGAGCCUAAAGCUCCUUCCGAAAUUUUUAUCACCCCCAGCAGUCCACAAGAACCCAAGGCUACCAGAAGAGCACAUGAAGAGCGGCGUAGCAGGUCUAUUUCGGGACGGCCCAGAAGCCAUUCACGAGGCAGAGCUUCCAGCGCAGAGCCCUCAAAACCUCUUGGUUUGGGAUUACCUUCAGUCAUCUCGGGAAGAUCUCGGUCUGUAUCGCGCUCACGGCCAUCUUCCAGAUCACCUUCUGUAUCUGUUCAAAGCCCGUCCCCUCCGCCCGUUCCCUUAAAACCGCAAUCAGUAUCGUCGCCAUUUCCAUCUCGUCCGGGGACUCCCAAUCAUAAAAUUACUUUUGCAGAGCCCGAAGUCACAAAACCACAAGGUUUGCAAAAGGAAGAUGAAUCUGACAAAAAGACAAGAAUCAAAAGAGCGAGAAGUUUAUCGGGAUUGUUUGGCAAAUCACCGCCAGUGGUAUUAUCCGCCAAAAUGGGGGAUCCCGUCCAAGAUGAUGACCAGAAGAAUGGAGAAGAGGAGACAAACGGUGAUCAAGGAGGCGGCGGAAAGCUUGGGGUGCUAGAAUGGUUAGGAAUGAAAAAGACUGUGAGGCGAAAAGCUUCAGAGACGAGGCUCAGGGAACCGGCAAGUGAGCUGGAUGACGUCCAGAACGUUGCUGGUGAUACAUCUAGAUUCCCAGAAGAUCAGGCUCCUAACAAGGGAAAUAUAGACCUAGUCAGUGAGGGUGAUCAGUACAACGGACAAACCGACCUUCCACCCCCUCCUACCACUAACGCACCACAUGGUACUCCCAAGAGAUUGAAUAGCUUAUUCGCUCGCCGAUCAUCUGCGAAAAACGAGGAAGAAGCAGAGCCGCUGUCAAUUAUGGUUGUUCCUAGGGCUAUUCAUAGCUCUGAAUGUUCGACACGCCCGCUGACGAACGCUUCCCAAUCUUCUCUGCAAGUUCCUGCCGUCGAUCCAUUCUCACCUGAUGGAAGCAACACGUGGACAUCCAGUCCAGGCAUUGAGAUUGAAGAGAUGGUCUUCAGCCCUGGUAGUAGUGCUCAUUGGGGACCUGGGAUACGCCCUUGGAUGGAAACAAGGCAACAUAACGUCACUUCGAGGUCGUCGUUAUCUUGCGCUCUGGAUACGCCAGUGCAAAAGUCCGAAUCUUCCAAAGCGCCUGCUAAAGCACAGGGAGGGCGAGUCAGGUCAUUUUCUGAUGGGCCUUUGCCACAACAACCACCCGAUCACUCUCCAGCUCCCUCUCAACCUGCCUCAGAUAGUCCUUCUCCCUCUCCCUCAACGGGCCUCAAAACACCUGUACGACCCAGAAUGGACAGCAGGACAGGCUCCAGCAACUCAGCGAUCGUAGGGAGAAUGAAAAGUGUGUUCUCCAAGUCCUCAAACCGGAGCAGGAGUAACAGUCUUUUACGCCAGGAUGCCAGCGAUGUUGACGAGUUUGGGGGAGUGGCCAGCCAACGUAUGCGACUCUCGGCGUCGGCCUCUUCUAUGAGGCCUUAUGAUACCGCGGGAGGUCACGUCAUAAUGGAGGACAGCGUCCAUCUGGAAUCACAGCAGGAAAAAAAUCACACAGUUGGAAGAGUGUCAAGUUCGUCAAUGACACCUUCUCUUUCAUCCAAUGCGUCUUCUACGAAACAUUCAGUCCUCGGAGAUCCUCUUCAUACCCACAAAAUAGCAUCACGUCGAAGCAGAGCUCGAGCGUCAACUGUAUCUCUUGCGCCAACUUCGUACCAUUUUGCGCCGCCUUCGCCAAGCACUUUUCCCAUCUCUGCAACGCCACCUCGCCGCCAAAGCACAAUACGUCGUCUUUCUAAUGGACUAUUUGGAUCAGCAUCCUCGUCGCCCCAACAUUCUGCUCUAUUUCCUCUUCCGCCUAGAUCCAACGGAUCUACUUCAUCAGUAGCUACAGGUGCGCAGAUAUCUGGUCAAGGCUGGGAGGAUGGGUCCACUGGAGUGUUAAGUCCCGGUGCUAGCCCAAGGCCCAGCUUAGGUAGUCUAGCCGUUAAGACCAAUGCUAUGAAACAAGCUGAUGUACCGGAAGGAGAAGAAUCGCCCAGGGAAUGGUUGGAGAGGGCUCUCAGUGCUGUUGGGAGGUGCGAAAUAGCCAAUGUGCUGGCGUCUAGCGGCGAUGCUCUUCACGUGGAAGCAUUACAGAUGUUCAUGUCAACGUUCAACUUCACUCAUAACGCUCUGGACGUCGCUUUGAGGAAACUGCUUAUGCAAAUCUCUCUUCCGAAAGAGACACAGCAGAUCGAUCGUGUAAUUGAAGCGUUCGCAAAACAAUAUGAAAGGUGUGAGCCCGGUCUCUUCGGCGAAAAAGACAACGCAUAUGUCCUUGCAUUCUCGAUGAUGAUGCUUCACACCGAUGCCUUCAAUAAGCAUAACAAGAAUAAGAUGUCCAAGGCAGAUUAUGUGCGCAAUUCACGCAUGGAAGGCGUGCCAUCUUUCGUGCUAGAAGCUUUCUAUGACAAUAUCACGUUUACUCCGUUUGUCUUCAUUGAGGACGACUCUGAUCUGAAGCGCACAUCUGGGCGUACAACUCCGUUGAAUUUUGGGCCGUCUACUCCGACGUUCUCUGCCUUCUUGAACGGCUCUAAUCCUCCCAGCAAGUCCUCCAACAAAAUUGACGUGUACGAUCUUAUCGUGCGAGAUAUGCUUGAUCAAUUGAGAGUUGAUGUGGAGAAGGAAAUACCGGCUGAAAAUCCAUUUUCUUGUCUUGGAACUAGACCAAUCCUUGAUUUCGAAGGGUUGAGCAAGGCUUUUGCUUCUGCGCAUAGCCUUUCAAUUCCUGUACCCCAGCAGAAGACAGCAAGGAGGAACACACUCAUAACAUCAGGAAAGAAGCAAGCGGCGAAACAAGAGAAGGAGUUGGACAUGGCUCUGCGAGUAACAAAAGUCGGGCUAAUAUCUCGAAAAGAUGAAGCUUUUAGCGAAACGGGCAAGAAAAAUCGCAAAUGGAAAUCUUGGAGCGUUAUCCUCACUCAAUCACAGCUACUUUUUUUUAAAGACCCUAUGUGGGCUUUGACACUGCUUGAGCAAGCUAGGGCGACAUCGGAAAAUGACAAGGAUGGUCAACUGCUCCUCCCACGAAUGGCUUCUUUCAAACCAGAUGAAGUAUUCCCCGUCAAGGACUGCAUUGCAGUUUUCGACAAGAGUUUCACUGCUUAUCCAAACACCUUUCGUUUCGUUAUCUCUCAGCACCAACAAUAUCUUAUGCAAGCUCGGGACGAACUUGAGAUGAAUGAGUGGAUCACCCUCAUCAAUUACGCCUCAGCUUUUAAAAGUGCCGGUAUCAAGAUGCGACGUGGAACAAUGCGCAAGGACCAAGCGGUAUUGGCGGGCGCUGCUGCUGCUGCGUCUCAUAGAAGGGACAUGCGUGAGGACCGUUAUGACUCUUCGGACGGAGCAUCUACCCCAGGACGAGUUGCUGUAUUUAGGGGCGUGGACCAAACGAGUCAAGAAAAAACACCGGCCCACCUAAAAGGUGAUGGUGUCAGAGGCGUAGAUAUUGACGGUGCCAACGACAGUUUGCAGGAAGGUGAGCAACUGGAAGAGGUAUUCGGCGUCGUCAAAGCGGAGCUGGCGGCUGGUAGAGGAGGCGCAAAGACUGUGGGCACGGCUAGGCAGCCAGAUAGGUCUUACAGCCAUGCUUCCCGUUUAGCCAUUAUCCAGAACCAUCUUCGAAUUCUUCGUGAGAAGGUGGUACCGAUUGAAUCCUCCAUUCAAUCCUCUCUCUUGCUUGCUCGCAACGUCAACAUCCUAACUCCUUUUCAAAAGUCUACUCGUGACCGUCUUGCUUCCACUAUUCCUUCAUUGGCUCGGCGCACCAGGACUGAACGCAUCUUCCUCUCAAAGGUGCAAUUUUGGAUUAAUGUCCUCGAGUAUGAAGCGGAUCGCGCUGAACGAGAGUGGAAAGAAGUGCGACACCUGGCAUUACAGGCAGCAGCAAGAAGUAUGCGUGAAGAUGGAGUUAGUGGCGUUGUUGAGGACGUCGCAAGAGAUGAGGAGGGCGGAGAUCGCGGCGUACCAGUCCUGUCUCUCCCUAACAGCGGGGAUGAAGAUGUGGAAAACGAGGCAACGCAUUUGAGCAUGAGCCCAGGAGAACUGCCAAUCAUGUUUCGAAGACCAAGCAAUGGACCCGAUAAUGCUAGGUAUCCUACUUCUCGUGAUACAAGCUCUAGUCGCGUUGCCAGCCUCCUUGAAGAAAGGGGAGGGGAUAGACGUCAAACUGUUUCAUCCGACUACUGGCUCAGUCCACAUGAGACUGAACGGCUGUCGAGUGAUGUGGAAAGUGCCCAUUCAAGAACCGGUACUCCAGACAUGGGUCUUAACGGAUAUGACGGCUCAAGGAGGGAGCGAAAAGAUAGCGAAGCAGGGCGAUCGAGUGGUCGAAACACGCCAAUGAUGUUUGUCAUGGAAAGCCCGAUGGAAAUUGGAUACGAAGAGAUAAACCAUGAAAGGUUUUUCGAGUAUACACCUGUCAACCCCCAGAAUGGAAAAGAGACUGGGAAGAAGAAUGAAUCGAGAGACAGUUGUGAGGAAGGAAAGAAAGAAGAGGCGGAGGAUUGGCAAGAUACGAAAGCUGCGAAAAAAGUGUCGCUAGUGCGGCCAGGCGAGAUGAGUGAUUGGGAGAGCAUGCGCAAAGUCAGCCCUGGAAACAAAGGUUAGGUGAACAAAUCGACAGUUUUGUAUCAUAGUCACGAAAGGAGAUGUCUUACGAUAAUCACACAUAUAUAUCUGUCUACGACGAGGUAUAUCAGGCAUAUCAUCACGCAUGGGUGCAAAAGAUCGUAGUGACAUUAUAGUUAUAGGUUGUCAUGCUUUUUUUUUCAUGAAUAUGUUGUUAGAAUGCCACGAUAUGCAGCAGGCUAUUAUUAUUCUCGG
Messenger RNA from Cryptococcus deneoformans JEC21, 5739 nucleotides. RefSeq names its product ARF guanyl-nucleotide exchange factor, putative. The transcript has 7 exons. Gene Ontology annotation, molecular function: guanyl-nucleotide exchange factor activity. NCBI's taxonomy places the organism in Eukaryota, Fungi, Basidiomycota, Tremellomycetes, Tremellales, Cryptococcaceae. Gene Ontology annotation, biological process: regulation of ARF protein signal transduction. The coding region runs from base 88 to 5523 and encodes 1811 amino acids. The record is from RefSeq and is a predicted model, not a curated record.